Molecule: messenger RNA, 994 nt
Organism: Jatropha curcas
Lineage: Eukaryota; Viridiplantae; Streptophyta; Magnoliopsida; Malpighiales; Euphorbiaceae
Source: RefSeq, a predicted model, not a curated record
GCUCAAAUCUCAUAUAUAUCUUUCCUCUAGAUAUAUUCUGAUAAACAAUUCUCUGUUUCUUCCAUAUUCUCUCUGCCUUUCCAUUUAUAAAUUUGCAGGAAAAGUUGUUUCUGGAAAAGGAGGAAAAAAAAAAAGGAUAAAUAGAGCAACCUUUCUGCGAAAAGAAAAGAGAAAUCAGCAAUAGAGACAUUGGGUAAAAGAGAAAAUUGUGAGAGAUGUCCACGGCCUUAGCUACUAUGAGGCUCUUGUUAACAACUGCAUCCACUACUUCUCUUUUUUCUUCUUAUUCUUUAGACUUUCCCUCGAAAUCUCUUAAAACAGGAAACCCUAUUCUCAAUCAUACAUAUCUUUCCAGAAGGAAAAGCCAAUUUCUCUCCAACCCGACGUGGCUUUGUGGACAUAUAAGAAGAGAUCAGGACAUGGAUUACUGGAAAGAUCAAGAGGAGAUUAUGGCAUCCUUGUUUGAUCGUAAUGGAGAUACUGGUACCCAAAUUCCAAGUCAAGCCCAAUCUAUUGUGGAAGGAUCAAGCACUACUGCAGUGUCAGAGUAUAAGCCUAUUCCUGAUGUAGACUAUCUACAGGAGCUAUUGGCCAUUCAACAACAAGGGCCUCGAUCUAUUGGCUUUUUUGGGACAAGGAAUAUGGGAUUCAUGCAUCAAGAACUCAUUGAGAUCCUUAGUUAUGCUUUGGUUAUAACUAAAAAUCACAUUUAUACAUCUGGUGCUUCUGGGACUAAUGCAGCUGUUAUUAGAGGUGCUUUAAGGGCAGAGAAACCAGAGCUGCUUACAGUGAUCUUGCCUCAAAGUUUGAAAAAGCAACCAUCUGAGAGCCAGGAGUUAUUGGCCAAAGUGCAGAAUGUGAUAGAGAAGCCUCACAAUGAUCACUUACCACUCAUUGAAGCCAGCAGGUGUGCACAAACAUUUUACCUUCUAGUACAUAACUUGACACUAAGCUAUUAAUCUGUCUUGAUUUUUGCGGGACCUAUUUUUUUCUU